GUGGAGGCACUGAGACGACAGCUCCCGAUGCAGGAGGAGUGCGCCUUGUGAAGCCCCUGGGAGGCUUCCAGAGGACCAACAGCUACUCGUGCCUGAACGAUGUCAUGCUCACGGGAGAGAAGGCUGGGAAGAUCUCAGCAGAGGAAGUGCCUGCUCCCGUCCAUGAGGAGGAGGAGGUGGCGCCCACGAUCCCCGAGACCCUCCUGCCUGAGGGCGAACGCCUCAACGUCAUCAUCGUGUCCUCGGAGAUCAGCCCCUACUCAAAGUCCGGCGGUCUCGCAGACGUGGCGGACAAGUUGGGAGUGGCGCUGGCGAAGCUCGGUCAUCGCGUGAUGACGGUAGCGCCCAUGUACCGUGCGUAUGAGGGGGCCGAGCCGACGGGGGUCAAGCGGACGUUCGGGCUGUGGGACACCGGCCACACGGUUGAGUACUGCCACAAGUACGAGCAGGUUGGCAAGGAUAAAGGAGUGGACCACGUGUUUGUGAAGCACGGUUCGUUUGAGCGCAAGGGAAUGUAUGGUGAAGGCGGGAUGGACUAUGGAGACAACUUGUUCCGCUUCGCACUGUUCGCAUGGGCGUCACUGGAGGCUCCGCUGGUGGUUCCUUGUGGAGGAGUUCCCUACGGGGAGGAUGUGGUCUUCCUUGCGAACGACUGGCAGGCUGGUUUCGUGCCCUUGAUCUUGUCGAGCCACUACAGGAGGUAUAAGGUUUACUCCAAGGCCAGAUGCGUUUUCGACAUUCACAACAUGGGAUACCAAGGGCCUUUCCCCAAUCCUCCCUACUCUGAGGCUCCUCCUUUCUCCUUCUGCGACUUUGGGUUGCGCGACAACGCGUACUACGACAAGUACUUCUGGGUGUAUCCGGAGGAGCAGCGAGCACACGCCUUGGACAAGGGAGAGUCGAUCAAGCUGCUCAAGGGAGGCAUCGAGAUGUCAGACAAGGUCUGCACAGUCGCUCCAUCCUACUGCGAUGAGAUCAUGACCCUCGAGGGAGCCUGGGGGAUGCAUGAAGUCACUCGCUUCCGCUUCUCUGACACCGUCGGGAUCCUCAACGGCAUCGACAUGGACGAGUGGGACCCGAGCAACGACAAGUUCCUCAUUCCCAAGGGCAUCAGCUUCUCGGCCGCAGAGCCCGCGGGCAAGGCGAAGGCCAAGGAGCUGCUGCAGAGAGAGCUCGGGCUGCAGGUCAGGAAGGACGUCCCGCUCGUGUGCUUCAUCGGGCGCCUUGCCCCCCAGAAGGGUGUCGACUUGAUCGAAGAGAUCUUCCCCUGGCUCAUCUCCCGGGACCCCAAGGGCGUCACAGGCGACGUGCAGCUCGUGAUGAUGGGCAGCGGAGAGGAGAGAUAUGCCAACUUCCUCCGGAGGGCAGAGGCUGAGAACAAGGGCAAGGUCGUGGGCUACGUCGGGUUCACGUCCGAGUGGGAGCACAAGAUCAUCGCCGGUGCUGACAUCCUCCUGAUGCCCUCUCGCUACGAGCCGUGUGGCCUCCCCCAGAUGUAUGCCCAGCGCUACGGCACCGUCCCAGUGGUGCAUGCCACAGGAGGUCUCAAGGACUCUGUGAUCCAGUACAAUCCUUUCCAGGACACAGACACCGGGUAUGGGACUGGAUGGAAGUUCGAGAGGGCGGACUCUGCAGGGCUGCAGUUUGGCCUCUGGAACGCUCUCAACACAUACCGCAACUUCAAGGACAGCUGGAGCAAAAUGGUGGUUCGCUGCAUGCAGCAGGACUUCAGCUGGGAGAAGAGCGCCCAGAGGUAUGUGGAAGUGUUCAAGCAGGCGAAGCAGUCGCCCCCCUUCAUCAACCCUCUCCCGUUUGAGAACUAGAGGGACGGGGAGCAGCAGACUAGUCGAUGCUCGUCGGUGAGGGAGGCGUCUUCCUGCCUCCUGGGACUCUGCGAAUCUCUCGCGUUUGAAUUUUGAGGCCUGAGAAGGAGAGGAGGUCGAGAAACGGAGGAUUAGGAGGGGAAGGACGAAGAGGAGAGUACUUUUGAGACUCAGUCACAUUAGAUUUUC
Messenger RNA from Guillardia theta CCMP2712, 2012 nucleotides. RefSeq lists its product as hypothetical. The record is from RefSeq and is a predicted model, not a curated record. Gene Ontology annotation, molecular function: alpha-1,4-glucan glucosyltransferase (UDP-glucose donor) activity. The transcript has 6 exons. The coding region runs from base 105 to 1823 and encodes 572 amino acids. NCBI's taxonomy places the organism in Eukaryota, Cryptophyceae, Pyrenomonadales, Geminigeraceae.